AUGCGCUGCCUUUCUCUGUAUCCGGCUAGGAGCGGUCCACCAUAUUCGUUUGGGCUCAGGACGGUCAAUAUAGCUAAUCCACUCUGCGUGCUAGAAUCGGAUUUCGGUUUUAAAAUAAAUUGCGCUUUCAAGAAGUCAGGUCUCUUCAGAGUACGAAAUCUCGGAGGGAUUAAAGCACACGCCAGUUUGGGAUUCAGUCUUGGCGAUGAGCUCGGUUUCGAUCAGUCCCUGACAAACCAAGACCCAAGUAGACGAAGAUCUGUCAGUUUCAAGAAUGGCCAACCCAAUAUCCUCGUUGAUUCUACCAAUAGAUCUGUUGCUAAGCAAGAGAAACGUGGCAAGCAGAACAGAAUCAUGAUGCGGCCAGUACCCCAAUCAAAUCGUCCCAAUCAAGCCGCUAUGAACAAGUUAACUACUCUUCACAAACGAGUCUCAACAACUAUGCAACCGAUCAUCGUAUCACCAACGCUCGAUGCAAGACUCAACAGACCACAGCCAUCAGUCACAAUGGCUAAGCCGAUGCCCAUGGGCGUUCCUCCAUUUAGACCCUUACCACCCAAAGAAGAAACCCUCAAAGUUCUGCCCAUAGCUACGAGAAAAACGUUCACCCCACUCCAGAUACCAUCCACCAUAUCACAAAGUGAGAACCCCGCCAUGCACGACAACGUUUCGAAAAUGGUCUCACAAAUGCAACCACGCAUCACUUCAUCGAACAUCAAAACGCUUAAUCCAUUCAUCCCUAUACCUCAAGCCAAUCCAUCACCAUUCACACCAAUUAAUCCAAAUGCUAUUAAUUUUGUAGACCCAGUCCCAAAACAAGAAUUGUCAUACGGUUAUAACACUAAAAAAGCAGAUGAUUACAACACUAUAAGUGGUUACAGUGAUGACACAGCAUUAAAGUUCAGUAAAGAUGAUAUCAAUGCCAAGAUUGCUGAAAUAGCCAAGGCCGGGAAUAUCUCCAUGGAAGCGGUGGAAGCUGCGAUAGCUCUGAGACAGCAACAACUGUUGAAUAAAUACGCGAACAUCCAGAUCCCGACAACAUCAUCGACGACGACAACAGAAGCUCCUGUUGUAUUUGAACUAGAACCAGAACCGGAGAUAAUCGUUGCUCCACCUCCACAAAAGCCUAAAAGAAAUCCCACUAUCGGAAAAGUGAUGAACGCCCCACGAGAAUACUAUCCUGUGGGCUACGAGAAAAAUUUCGAUGACCACUUCCAAUCAAAGGUGGAUCUUCCGGAUACUAAUUUCCAUUGCGGAGAUCAAAAAUACUUUCCCGGUCUGUAUGGUGACGAGAAUCUGGGGUGUAUGGUAUUCCAUGUAUGCGCUCUGACAGACGAUGGCCUCGUGAUGAAAUCUUUCCUCUGUCCGGAGUCCACACUCUUCGAUCAAACCAUACUCAAAUGCAACUGGUGGUUCUACGUGGACUGUAAGAACACGGCUGGUCUUUACGACACCAAUAUCCCUGUCUCCAAGAGUUACCAGCUAAUGAAAGCUCUGACUUUCUUCAGCUCGUAUAAGAAGGAAAUGGAAGAUGGUCGCCCCAUGAACCCCGAAGACGUCGGUGGUAUUAAAGAAGCUAUAUCAAUACUAGAAAAUCAAGACUCGAAACCAGCAGAUACAGAACGGGUAGAAAUCAUUACACCAUCACCAACACCACUUAUUGACGAAAGAAAUAACAAAAAGGAGGAUAUAACACCAAUUUAUCGCGGAAAUAGAAAAUUAAGUAAUUCCACGAACACUAGAGAAAAGAAUGAAGAGUACAGAUUAGUAACUGUUGGCGCGGGAUUCAACUAUAACAAUUCUUCCAAAACUAAAGCAGAAAGAAGAAGAGCUGCAUUACGUAACGCAGCUAGAAGUUCUACUACAACAACUACUACUACAGAAAAACCUGAAACUACAUCACUUGAAGUAGAAAAAGAAGAAUUAAAACCAAUGGCAGAGUUAGGUUCUGAUAAACAAGAAAAUCUAUCCGAUCAGAUAGAUCCAGAGCCCAUAUUGAAAGAGGCGGAAACAGCAGCGCCAGUCAGAAGGUUUUACAGGUCGAGCGCUGAAAGGGAAAUAGCAAUAAUUAAUAAUGAAAAAGUUCAAAUUGUGAGACCUACGCCUUCUGUGGGUGCUCAGAUUAGAUCUUUAUCGAAGUUAGACGAAGCGGUGUUAGGCAAGUCGUUUGCGCGGUUUAAAAGACAUGUACUGUUAAGGAUACCUCAUAGUCGAUAG
Messenger RNA from Leptosia nina, 2217 nucleotides. NCBI's taxonomy places the organism in Eukaryota, Metazoa, Arthropoda, Insecta, Lepidoptera, Pieridae. The record is from the annotation of a GenBank genome assembly.